CUUAUUCGCCCGUUCAGAGUCACGUGACCCGUCAAUCGUUUCUGGGAGGGGGCGCGUGGGCCGCAGUCCCAAGAUGGCGGCCACCCGCUACCGGCGGUUUCUGAAGCUCUGCGAGGAGUGGCCGGUGGAGGAGACCAAGCGGGGCCGGGACCUGGGCGCCUUCCUGCGGCAGCGGGUGGCCCAGGCCUUCCGGGAGGGGGAGAGCAGCCAGAUUGCUGACCCUGCAAACUGUGACCAAAUGUAUGAAAGUUUAGUCAGAAUCCACACCAAUUUCUAUAAAAACAAGUAUCCACGCCUAAAAGAUACGAGCUUCACUGGAGUCACAGUGGAAGAAUGCAAGCUGAUCCUAGCAACAGCAGCAAGCCUCUUAGAGAAAAAUGAGUGCUGCUAUGCACAAAUACACUCUGCCUGUGUAUUUACCAGGUGCAGUUGUAGUUUUGCUCUGCUGUGGUUCCUAUCUUUAACUGCAGCGUCUGGAAACUGACUGUUUGUUGUUGGGCAUGGCAAGGAUUGCCCCUGUGUUUGUUUGGAUGAGAAAAGAAGCUUGCCUCCAGGCACUGAAAUACAAAUUAGAAAUACUCAUUAGCUUGGAGAAGUCAGACAGGGGAGUCUGUUGAACAGAAAUCUCAUCUGCUUUUCUGUCUUCCCUCUUCUUCCCCCAAUUGCAGACAGCGGGAAACAGAUGGAGGAAAUGAAAAAAGGUAAAUG
Molecule: messenger RNA, 708 nt
Organism: Dermochelys coriacea (leatherback sea turtle)
Lineage: Eukaryota; Metazoa; Chordata; Testudines; Dermochelyidae
Product: ubiquinol-cytochrome-c reductase complex assembly factor 2
Exons: 4
Coding region: 74-484 (136 amino acids)
Biological process (GO): mitochondrial respiratory chain complex III assembly
Cellular component (GO): mitochondrial matrix
Source: RefSeq, a predicted model, not a curated record